UCAAAGACCUGUAUCUCCAUUCAUUAGUGAGUCACAGGGACUGCAGGUUAGACAGCAGCCAAACGGCACACCUCUUUAUUUCAACUCAACCAGCUGGACUGUUGCUGUUUAUUGCUACGUGGUGAUGAGAUCUUAUUUUGUUAGUGCAUGAACACUGGAUGUACCGCAGCUUUGGACAAAUAGACCAGGACAACUGUUAGAACAAACACUCACUCAUACAUGGAGAUUGAAAGCAUGGUGGCAAAUAGUGCUCUUAUUAAAGCCAGAGAAGGUGGAGGGAGUAAAGGCAGAAGCUGGAAAUGGAAAGAGAUGCUUCGCUUUCCUCACAUUAGUCAGUGUGUGGACCUGGCCAUGAACAUAGAGCGAGACUACUAUAGUCUAUGUGUGAAGCAGCCUAUUGGCAAGAAACUGUUUCAGCUCUUCUGUCGGAGUCAGCCUGAUCUGCAGAACUACAUUUCCCUCCAGGAUGCUUUGGACAUCUUUGAGACAAAGUCAGAUGAGGAGAGGAGAGAUUUCAGCAUCAGCAUCAUUCAGAGAUUCCUCAGGAGUCAGUCUAAUCAGUGUGUGUCCAUCAUGCUGAGGUAUGAACAGAGCUGCAUCCAGAGUCUGGAGCUGGAUCCCUGCAGGGACGUCUUUCAUGGCUGCAGGGAAGACCUACAUGAAUACCUCAGCGGAGAGCCCUUUAUCCAGUACCAGGAGAGCAUGUUUUUUGACCGUUUUCUACAGUGGAAGACAUUGGAGAGGCAGCCCGUCACCAAGCAGACGUUUCGACAGUACAGACUACUGGGGAAAGGAGGGUUUGGAGAGGUGUGGGCUUGUCAGGUGCGAGCCACAGGAAUGAUGUACGCCUGCAAAAAGCUGGAGAAGACUCAUGUAAAGAAGAGGAGAGGAGAAGCCAUGGCUCUCAAUGAGAAACAGAUACUGGAGGGGCUGGACAGUCGAUUUGUGGUGAAUCUGGCGUACGCGUACGAGACCAAGCACGCCCUCUGCAUGGUUUUGACCAUGAUGAGCGGUGGGGACUUGAGGUUUCAUAUUUAUAACAUCGGAGUGCCCGGCCUGGACAGAGCCAGAGUGCGGUUCUACGCUGCAGAAGUCUGCUGUGGUUUAAUUCACCUCCACCAGAAGUCAAUAUUAUAUAGGGAUCUGAAACCAGAAAACAUUCUUUUGGAUGACAACGGACACAUCCGCAUCUCUGACCUGGGCCUGGCUGUGAGGCUGUCUGAGGGGGGUCUGGUGCGAGGCACGGUGGGCACGCUGGGCUAUAUGGCUCCCGAGGUGAUCGGCCACAGGUAUUACGGGACGAGUGUUGACUGGUGGGGCCUCGGAUGUCUGAUCUAUGAAAUGACGGCAGGGCAGCCCCCGUUCGGGGCCCGAGGAGAGCAUCCUAAAGCCUCAGAGAUGGAGAGAAGGAUUCAGACAGAACAGGUGGAAUACGGUGACAAGUUCAGCAAGCGGGUGAAAGACCUCUGUUCCUCGCUGUUGACCAAGGACCCAAAACAGAGGUUGGGUUGCCAGAGCUCAGGGGGGGCAGAAGUACAGUCACACCCUUUCUUCCGAAAAAUCAACUUCAGGAUGUUGGAGGCAGGACUUGUUGAGCCUCCAUUUAAACCUGAUCCCAGACUGGUGUACUGCAGCGACGUGCAGGACAUUGAGGAGUUUUCUACAGUGAAGGGAGUCAUUCUGGACCAGACAGACAACGACUUCUACUCCAAGUUCAACACCGGCAGCAUUCCUAUAACCUGGCAAAAUGAGGUCAUAGAAACAGGAUGUUUCAGGGAGCUGAAUGUUUUUGGCCCUGAGGGAUCUCGAUCUCCAGACCUCGACUGGUCCCAGACCCCUGAGAGCCCCAAACGCAGCCUGCUGGACCGAAUCUUCCGCAGACAUCACCAUCCGGAUGCGUCAGACGAAAGCAGACAGAGCCUGGUGUCAAAUGAAACCUACAUGAAGUCAGGACUUCUCAGCACCACCCUCUGAGGACUGUCACAGCACAGACUGCUUUACAGACACUAACAUUUAUCCAACAUCCAUCCACUGAAGCAGCAAACCACAGUGGAGGCAGUUCUGUUCUUCCCUUCGAGUCGCAGCAUAGCAUUCGUUGCUCUGUGUUUGCAUUGCUGUCAUAGCUACAUUAUAGUAGCAUUUGCUUCUUCAUUUCUUCUCAGGUAAAUGUAUAAUAUUACUGUUGUGUCAGUCACACACAGGCACCAACACUUACUUCCAUCCAUUCUUAAAAACAAAUAACGUCAGUAGCUUUCUGUUAAGUACUUGAAUUUUGAUACAGGCAGCAUGCCAUGUGAAGCUACUUCACAACAUUAAAACUAAUUUCACCAGUUGUUUCAGCUCAAAUGUAAAUAAAAAGGCUAUUUUUUAAUGCA
Siniperca chuatsi (mandarin fish) is the source of this 2375-nucleotide messenger RNA. RefSeq names its product G protein-coupled receptor kinase 5 (gene grk5). Lineage: Eukaryota; Metazoa; Chordata; Actinopteri; Centrarchiformes; Sinipercidae. The transcript has 16 exons. Gene Ontology annotation, molecular function: ATP binding; G protein-coupled receptor kinase activity. Gene Ontology annotation, cellular component: cytoplasm. Gene Ontology annotation, biological process: protein phosphorylation; signal transduction; regulation of signal transduction. The record is from RefSeq and is a predicted model, not a curated record. Bases 220 to 1974 code for a protein of 584 amino acids.